Melanotaenia boesemani (Boeseman's rainbowfish) is the source of this 6763-nucleotide messenger RNA. RefSeq names its product kinase D-interacting substrate 220b (gene kidins220b). Lineage: Eukaryota; Metazoa; Chordata; Actinopteri; Atheriniformes; Melanotaeniidae. The transcript has 30 exons. The record is from RefSeq and is a predicted model, not a curated record. The coding region runs from base 203 to 5422 and encodes 1739 amino acids. Gene Ontology annotation, molecular function: protein binding.
GUCUUGGUUGUUAUUCAGAUCAAAGAUGGCUGCUGUUGUCGGGGAUGGAGAAUAAGACAGGCUGUCUUCCGAACGCAGGCCGAGGAAACGCAUCGAAACUCGCUGAACAAUCGACAUCGAAACCCACCCGGACCGAAGCCAAACCAAUUAAACUCAAUCUAAUUAUCUUCUAAAGCAGGGGGCGCUGUGACCGACCGCAGACAUGGACACCACCACGUCCAUCAAGAUGACCACGCUGGCCAUCCAGAACCUGUUCAGCUACGUGGAGGAGGAGAACCUGGCCGCCAUGAAGGCUCACCUGGACCGCUUCAAGGAGGUGGACGGACGCAGCGACAACGGUCAGACGCCUCUCAUGCUGGCGGCGGAGCAGGGCAGUCUGGAGAUCGUCCAGGAGCUCAUCAGGAGAGGAGCCAACGUCAACCUGGACGAUGUGGACUGCUGGUCGGCUCUAAUCUCUGCUGCUAAAGAGGGUCACGUGGAUGUGGUGAAGGAACUGCUGGAGAACAGCGCCUACAUUGAGCACAGAGACAUGGGCGGCUGGACGGCUCUGAUGUGGGCGGCUUACAAAGGACGUGUGGAGGUAUCGAAGCUGCUGCUGGAGCACGGAGCCAACCCCAACACCACCGGACAGCAGUACAGUGUGUAUCCUAUCAUCUGGGCUGCAGGUCGAGGACAUGCAGACAUCGUUAAACUGCUGCUGGACAACGGCGCCAAAGUCAACUGUUCGGACAAGUAUGGUACCACCCCUCUGAUCUGGGCCGCCAGGAAAGGACACUUUGACUGCGUGAUGCACCUGCUGGAGAACGGAGCCGACGUGGACCAGGAGGGGGCGAACUCCAUGACGGCUCUGAUCGUAGCCGUGAAGGGCGGGUACACCGAGGUGGUGAAGGAGCUGCUGAAGAGGAACCCCAACGUCAACAUGACCGACAAGGACGGAAACACGGCGCUGAUGAUCGCUGCCAAGGAGGGCUACACCGAGAUCGUCCAGGACCUGCUGGACGCUGGGACGUACGUCAACAUCCCCGACCGGAGUGGGGACACGGUGCUGAUUGGGGCGGUGAGGGGCGGCCACGUGGAGAUCGUCAGAGCUCUGCUGUCAAAGUACGCCGACAUCGACAUCAGAGGGCAGGAGAAUAAGACGGCUCUGUACUGGGCUGUGGAGAAAGGAAACGCCACCAUGGUGAGAGACAUCCUGCAGUGUAACCCCGACACGGAGACCUGCACCAAGGAUGGAGAAACUCCUCUGAUCAAAGCCACGAAGAUGAGGAACAUAGAGAUCGUGGAGCUGAUGCUUGAUAAAGGAGCCAAAGUGUCGGCCGUGGACAAGAGAGGCGACACGCCCCUCCACAUCGCCAUCCGCGGCCGGAGUCGCCGCCUGGCCGAACUCCUCCUCAGGAACCCCAAAGAUGGCCGCUUGCUGUACCGCCCCAACAAGGCCGGAGAAACGCCGUACAACGUGGACUGCAGCCACCAGAAGAGCAUCCUCACCCAGAUCUUUGGAGCGCGUCACCUGUCCCCCACAGAGACAGACGGGGACAUGCUGGGUUACGACCUGUACAGCUCUGCAUUGGCCGACAUCCUGAGCGAGCCCACCAUGCAGCCCCCCAUCUGCGUGGGCCUGUACGCUCAGUGGGGCAGCGGGAAGUCUUUCCUGCUGAAAAAGCUGGAAGAUGAGAUGAAGACGUUUGCCGGGCAGCAGAUCGAGCCGUUGUUUCAGUUCUCCUGGCUCGUCGUCUUCCUGUCUCUGCUCCUCUGCGGCUCCAUCGCCAUCGUCCUCGGCUUCACCGUCGACCCGAAACUCGCCAUGGCGGUCUCCCUCAGCUUGUUGGCUCUGCUCUACCUUCUCUUCGUGGUGGUGUACUUCGGUGGGCGUAGGGAGGGCGACAGCUGGACCUGGGCGUGGCUGCUCAGCACCCGCCUGGCCCGUCACAUCGGGUAUCUGGAGCUGCUGCUGAAGCUGAUGUUCGUCAACCCGCCAGAGCUGCCGGAGCAGAGCACCAGAGCUCUUCCUGUCAGGUUCCUGUUCACAGACUACAACCGUCUGUCCAGCGUGGGAGGAGAGACAUCCAUGGCGGAGAUGAUCGCGACGCUGUCGGACGCCUGCGAGAGAGAGUUCGGCUUCCUGGCAACGCGUCUGUUCCGAGUGUUCAAGACUGAGGAGACGCAAGGUAAGAGGAAGUGGAAGAAGACGUGCUGCAUCCCGUCCUUCGUCCUCUUCGUCCUGGUGCUGGCCUGCCUGAUUACCGGCAUGGCGCUUCUGGCCAUCUUUAAGGUGGACGGCGAGAACCAGACGGUGAACGCCGUUCUGAUCGCCAUCGCCAGCGUGGUGGGUCUGGCCGUGCUGCUGAACUGCAAGACGUGGUGGCAGGUGACGGACUCGGUGCUGAAUUCUCAGAGGAAGAGGCUGCACAGCGCCGCCAACAGGAUGCACAAACUGAAGAGCGAGGGCUUCAUGAAGGUGCUGAAAAACGAGGUGGAGCUGAUGGCGAGGAUGGCGAAGACCAUCGACGGCUUCACACAGCAUCAGACGCGGCUGGUGGUCGUCAUUGACGGUCUGGACUCCUGCGAACAGGACAGAGUCCUGCAGAUGCUCGACACGGUCCGGGUUUUAUUCUCCAAAGGUCCGUUCAUCUCCAUCUUUGCCAGCGACCCUCACAUCAUCAUCAAAGCCAUCAACCAGAAUCUUAACAGCGUCCUCAGAGACUCCAACAUCAACGGACACGACUACAUGAGGAACAUUGUCCACCUGCCCGUCUUCCUCAACAGCCGAGGACUCUCCAGCGCCAGGAAGAUGUGUGCUGCCGCGCCGACCAACGGGGAUGCCACCAACUCUGAAGCGGGUUGGCACGAGGAGCUGGACAGGAAGCUGUCUCAGCACAGUUUGGGAGAAUUAACGAAGUUUGGAAGCAAAACGACGCUAAAUCGCCGGGACACGUACCGGCGACGUCAGGUGCAGCGCUCUGUGACUCGUCAGAUGUCCUUCGACCUGACGAAACUGAUGGUGACGGAGGAUUGGUUCAAUGACAUCAGCCCACAGACCAUGAGGAGGCUGCUCAACAUCGUCUCUGUCACCGGUCGUCUACUGCGAGCCAAUCAGAUCAGCUUCAACUGGGACCGCCUGGCGUCAUGGAUCAACCUAACCGAACAGUGGCCCUACAGGACUUCCUGGCUCAUCCUGUACCUGGAGGAGACCGAUGGAGUUCCAGACCAGGUCACCCUCAAGACCAUCUAUGAGAGAGUGUCAAAGAACAUCCCGACCACCAAGGACGUGGAGCCGCUGCUGGAGAUUGACGGAGAUGUCCGCAGCUUUGAGGUCUUCCUGUCGUCACGGACACCGGUCCUGACAGCCAGAGACAUCCGGACCUUCCUGCCCUGUACGGUCAACCUGGACCCAAAACUCAGAGAGAUCAUUGCAGAUGUUCGUGCAGCUCGGGAGCAGAUGAACAUGGGCGGAGUCCCGUAUCCAGCCGUCCCCCUACCUGAAGCUCAGCCCCGCCCCACCUCGGUCUACAGUCAGGUGUCUUCCACCUGUUCGCCGUCUGCCUCCUUUAGCGGACCUUUCAACCAGCCACCAGGGAGCAUCAUCUCCCCACAGCCUCACAGCAGCUACUACAGUGGCAUGGUCGGCCCGCAGCACCCCUUCUACAACAGGCCAUAUUUCCCCCACCACCUUUACCAGCUGCCACGCCCACUCGUGGCCUCCUUUCCACCACACCUUCAUCCAUGUCUGCCUCCUAAAAUCUCCGUCAGCAGGGCCGCCGCCACAGCCUGUCAGAGUUCAUCUUUGAAAAGGAAGCAGGGCUCGGCCUCCGUCGUGUCUGGAGCUCCGCCCAUCCUCCUCAGCUCCAUGACGACGGACGGCGUGUGUGAGCGUGUGCGGCAGAUUGAAGGCAUGGAUCAGAACAUGGUGGCUCAGUACACCGCCACCAUAAGGAAGGCGAAUGUGAACGGCCGGGUUCUAUCUCAGUGUAACAUCGACGAGCUGAAGAAGGAGAUGAACAUGAACUUCGGAGACUGGCAGCUGUUCCGAGCCACGGUUCUGGACAUGCGCCACAUAGAGAGCCAGGUGCUUCAUGAAGAAGCUGCCAGCGAGCAAGGCAGCGUAAUAGGAGGUCAUGCCGAGGCCCCGAGACGAGCAGCGGCUCCCCCCCAUGCCGGCGCCGCCAACCCAGACGCCAUGUACAGCUUCAACCUGAGCUUCGAGGAGCUGAGCGGUGUGGGACUGGACGAAGCGCCGCGACACGGAAACAUGCCAUGGAUGGGCCCCGCCCACCGGACCGCCAGCAUGACCAGCCUGAACUCUCAGGAAUCAUCCAACGACAUCUCCAAGCUGACGGACAAGCAGCAGGCCGAGUACCGCUCUGCCUACCAGGAGUACAUCGCCCAGAUGGCCCAGCUGGAGAUGGGCGGCGGUGGCGGGGAGAAGCCUGUCCAACCACAGCCGGAGCAGUUCAUGACAUCAUCAUCAUCAUCUGAUGACAAAAGCAAAGACGGCAGUGAGCAAGACGGACGCAAGUCUUUCAACAAGAAGAGUGCCACCAAGCCGGCAGCCGACGGCACCGACUUCGCCUCCAACAGCGACACUCUGGACCCAAUCACAGAGGAGGACGAGAAGGGCGAGCACGGAUCCUCCAAGUCUCUGCUGACCCGCAAAACGUCAGGCGAGAGAGGCGGGCUGUUCCAGGGUGCCGCCGACCUGAAGCUAAAGGCCGGCGGCGGGCUGCGUUACCAGAAGCUGACCAGCGACGACGAGGAGUCCGAAGAGUCCGACAAUGCUCCCCUGCUGAAAGACGGCAAGAAGACGGCGGACCCGAAGCUGCCAGGCGGCUCUCUGGCGCUGAAGGGGAAGGACUACCUGUCAGACGCCAUGCUGGACAAGAAGGACUCGUCCGAUUCCGGCGUGCGCUCCAACGAGAGCUCGCCCAACCACUCGCUGCAGGAUGAGGAGGCAGACCUGUCGCAGCUGGACAGAAGCAACCUGAUCGAGCUGGACGAGGAGAGCUUGGCCCGGAAGCGUGGCCUUCCAAGCAGCCUGAGCGGUCUUCAGGACCCGGCGGUGGCCCGGAUGUCCAUCUGUUCCGAGGACCAGUGCAGCCUGCUGGCCAGCAGCCCCGAGGAGAGCUGGCCAUCCUCCAGGAGCUACAACCUGAACCGCACUCCCAGUAACGUCACCCUGAACAACAACACCAACGCCCAGCAGGGCAACCGGCCCCGCCCCCCAACAGAGGGUCCCACAUCCUCCUCCUCCACUGCUGACGUCAUCAUCCCCCCGAGCUCCACCUCCACCCGGCCGGGCCCCAACAAUGAGAACGUCCGAGUGGUUCACCUGAAGAGGGGCCUGAAGCCUGGGGACCCGCCAGAGAUCUGCACCGUGUCAUCCGACACUGUCACCUUCGGCGAGGAGCGCGAGAGCAUCCUGUGAGCUGGUGAUGAAGAGCUGCCUCCCACUGCCACCGCCUCGACCAAUUAGAAGCAGCUGACGAGAAAUUUGAUUUGAAGUAAAAAAUAAGUAUUUGUGGCUGUAACAUCUGAAGGAGGAAGAGCAGGAGAAGAGGAGGGUGGCUGCUAGUAGACGUGUAGUCGUAUCUGUGAUGUCCUUGUGACUUAGCUGUGAUGUCAUCAGUAGUGCUCCUUGCAUGCUCUGUAGUCAGUAGAUGAAGCUCAGUGGUGUUCAGGUUUUGUUGUGACUAGAAGCUUCUGCAUGUUGCUGUUGUGACAUCGUGUUACCAUGACGCCAGGGGAGGAGCUAGCCAGGUGGCCAGGUUGACACCUCCGACAUCUGAUUGGACACCCCAGGUGCCACCUCAGAUGACUGACAAGUCACUGGAGGAGGACAGAAACUCCUUUCCGGAGACACAUCUCAGAUAGCACAACAUGUUUGGCCCAAAUGUGGCCCACAUCUGGCGCCGUAUUUGGCCUUGACUUUCGGUGUUGAUUCCUUGUAAUUGUGGCUGUCAAAACUCAACGUCCACCACAAAGAAACUGUUGUAAUCUAUUAGGCCCAAAUGUGCCUGCUAUCUGGGAUGGAUCACUAGUAUCACUACACCAGUUUGAGGUACAUUUUAAAGUAGUUUACUAAUGGGUCAUCAUCUAAAAAUAUUUACAUUUCUAGAAGACAUUUAGUCCCUGUGCAGGUACAACUACUAAUGUCAUGUAAGGCUAUGAUGUUAGCUUGAAGCUACGCAGCAGUGCUAACCUAGUUCUAGCACUAAAUUAGUUUUCAGAUAAUGUGGGGGAACCAGGUCAUAUUUAGUUUUCAGUGAGUGUAUUUAGGGACUACACAUCUACUCAGUCAAGGUUUUUACAUUGGAGCUGAAAAUAAAGUAUAAAGAUGCUCAAACAGUACCUUGGUAUCCAGGUUACUUAGCGCUACCUAUGCUAGCGCUACAUGAUCCAGUUUAAACAGGAGGCUAGCAAGCCUUCUAGCUGGUUUAAAGUAUUGAACAUGUUGCAAAUAUUUCUACUUGGUGAUCCAGAUUAUUAAUGUAAAGGUGUUAUUAUUUCUCAUGUCUCUUCUUACCCCAUGACCCCCUGAUAUGCACCCCCCUGCAUGAUGAUGUGAUUGGUCAGCACCGCCAGUUCCAGGUGUUUGUUGUUUGUGUCGUCAGGUUGAAGCUGCCAGUUUGAUGUUUCUGGUGAUUGAUCAGUGUUAACCAGCCAGUCGGUGUUUAUUGAAAGAACAGAGUCCUGAUGAUGUUUGUGUGUAAACAUCUGUGAUCAUGUGACUUGUUGUUCACUAAAGAACAAAUAAAAUCUAGAUGUU